AUGUCGUACACUCAGCGCGAGACUCCGAUUCUUGCGGAGCUCUGCACCUUCCUCGUUGAGGAUAUGUAUGGCGAACUUGCAGCGCGCGUCUUCUCAGUCCUCGCGCGCUUUGGGCGGCAGCGGCGUGCAGAGAUUUCCAAGGCUUCCUACCUUACUUCGAGUCAAAUCAGCCUCGGUCUCGUCAUCUUGACCCAGCAGCACCUCGUCUUUCAUUCUCCCUCGACCGAGCCCAUCGUCUUCUACGACAUCGACUGGCAGCAGUCGUAUUCCCUAGUCCGUCACGCGAAGAUCGCCCAUUUUGUUGAGGAACGCUUCGACAAAAAGUCUGCGAAUGUCAUCUCGAACCUGCUGACAUUGGGUCACACUUCGGUUGCGGAUCUGCGCAAGGCCUAUUUCCCCCCUUCUCAAGGUCAAGAGGAGGCAGUAAACGGCAAGAAAGUGAAUGGGACAAAAACCAAUGGGGAUGCCAGCAAUGGAGACACGUCUUUGGUGAAUGGGUCGUCGCAUGAUGAGCACGAUGAUGAAGUCUUGGGAUCGCCAGAAGAGCUUUACAGCAUUGUUCAAAAUUUAAUAGAACACGGCUGGGUUAUACAAGUCGCCGAAGCGCAGUAUCUAUCUGCAGAAGACAUGCACAACAUUGCGCGCCAACAAGCUCUCAAUAACGAAUGGGGCGGUGCCGUUCCCACCGGAACCAAAGACAAGGACAGGCUCGCGCAUCUCAUAAUGGCAAACAAACGUCGCAUCCGCGAUGCGUGGUUGGAGGUUCCGAACUUUUCCUCCAGGAAACGAAAAGCUAACGACUUCGACCACGGCUCUAACAAGCGAACGAAAGUCAAUGGACAAGGUCAAUAUGGCAGCGCUGGCGGUUUCGAUCAUUCUCCUGAAGAUGAUCUGGUCAUUCGCGUUAACCCAGAAAAAGCAGCCGUGGCAAUGCGCAACCAGCACCUCGUCUCUCUGGUCGAGCAGCGCAUAAGCUACACUACUGCGCGUCUCUACGAGAUCUUGCUACGGUCGCUAGAAAAGAGCAUACCUCGUUGCUUUGAGGACUAUCCCGACCCGUUCCCUGCAAAUAUCGAGGACCAGCCACAGUGGGAGCCAAAUCCUGAUCACGUAGUCAAUACCAAGGACAUUGCCCAGCGGGCCAAGAUAAUUGGGUUGGACAUCUGCAACGGUCUAGAUCCGAAUGCGGUUGCUCGUAUCACCAAGAAUACGGUUAGUAAAGAUGGCGUACUCUCUCAGCCUGUGGAUCCUUCAUCCUUGAGUUUCCACGAGCGCUCAGAGAUUGUAGAGGCCCACCUCAGCCUCCUCGUCGAUCAUCCCUUACGUUUUGUCACCUGGCACGCUCGAGGACAAUAUAGAGUUGACUUUGACUUGAUGGCGAAGAGCUUGAUCCAGCAAGAGAUUGAGAAUACAGUACUGGCAAGGAAAAGCACGGUCGCAAUGAAGCUUCUCCGCGCACUCAAGAAGAAAGGCAAGCUGGACGAGCGCCAAUUGUGCAACACCAUGAUGUCCUCUGCCAACGACGUUCGAGGCAUUGUCAACGAUCUCACUGUCCAAGGCUUCGUGCAGACGCAGGAGAUCCCAAAGGUCGAUCGACGGGAGGCGAAACUGUCGAUGCAUCUCAUUUGGUACGAUGUUCAGCGCGCUCGCGAGAAACUACUACACGAUACCUACAAGGGCCAAGUACGGAUUCUGCAACGCAUUGCCUUCGAGCGCGAGAAGAUUGAGGAGCUAUUGUCUAAGGCGAACCGUACAGACGUCGCGGGAAACGAAACCAAAUAUCUGAAGCAGACCGAGCUUGACGAUCUAAAGAAAUGGAAAGAGGUGCAGGAAAAGCUGUUACUGCAGCUUGCCAGAGAGGAUGACCUGGUGGCGGUCCUGCGAGACUACUGUGGACCACUGCUCACUGCUUGA
This is a messenger RNA of Didymosphaeria variabile, 1914 nucleotides long. Its product is annotated as RNA polymerase III subunit C82. Gene Ontology annotation, cellular component: RNA polymerase III complex. Bases 1 to 1914 code for a protein of 637 amino acids. Gene Ontology annotation, biological process: DNA-templated transcription. Gene Ontology annotation, molecular function: single-stranded DNA binding. The transcript has 3 exons. Lineage: Eukaryota; Fungi; Ascomycota; Dothideomycetes; Pleosporales; Didymosphaeriaceae. The record is from RefSeq and is a predicted model, not a curated record.